AUAAAGCUGCUGUUAGAACGUCCAUAAAAAUCCCUACAACUUUCUUCUCACAGCAAUCUUUUAACAGACAGGCCCAAAAACUUCUCUGCCCCCACCACUAAUCUUCAAAUUUAGAGAGACCACAACUUCCCUAAAGAGAUCCCAAAUGGCAAAGGAUAUGGAAUCAUUCCAAUCCCAGGAGGAGAAGCGACGGAAGAGGAUGAAGCUCGCCGCAUACAUCGGCGCCUUUGCAGUGUUCCAGGUUAUCGUCAUUCUGGUUUUCGCAUUGGUCGUGAUGAAGGUCAAGACCCCGAAGUUCAGGAUCGGGAACGGCAUCGAGAUCCAGUCCCUCACAGCCGGGACCCAGUCCUCACCCUCGUUCGACAUGAGCUUCACUGCACCGAUCAGGAUCAAGAACACCAACUUCGGGCCCUACAAGUACGAUGCCACCACCGUCAACUUCACCUACGGAGGCGUGCAGGUGGGGCAGGUGACAGUCCCGAAGAGCAAGGCCAACUUCAAGUCCACCAAGAAGGUCGACGUUACUGUGUCCGUGAACUCUAAUGCCUUGACGAGCACUUCAGGCCUCGGGAGCGAGCUGAACUCUGGGAUGCUCACUCUGAACAGUCAGGGGAGGAUGAACGGGAAGGUGGAACUGAUGCUCAUCUUCAAGAAGAAGAAGUCCACCAACAUGAACUGCACCAUGGCAAUUAACGUGUCGACGAAGGCGAUUCAAUCUGUGUCCUGCAAAUGAGGUUUACUGGAUUGCAGAGGAUGUAAACAUUAUUUAUCCGUCUCAUUCUUUGAUCAUUCUUGAGACUGUGUGUGUAGCUUGGAUUUAUUCUUUUACUAAUUAUAUUCACGUGUUCUUAGUUGAUGAAAAUAAAUAAUAUUUAUUCUUUGAUUA
Messenger RNA from Punica granatum (pomegranate), 886 nucleotides. The record is from RefSeq and is a predicted model, not a curated record. NCBI's taxonomy places the organism in Eukaryota, Viridiplantae, Streptophyta, Magnoliopsida, Myrtales, Lythraceae.